UGGGCGCGGCGGAGCCGGCUUGGGCGGGGGCGCGGGGAGCAAGGUGCGCCGCGCCCCCGCCCCACGCCGCCGCCAGCCCCUCCCCGCGCUCUCGGCGCCCCCGCCCGCCCGGGACCGUCCCAGCCCCUUCCGUCCUCUCUGCUCGGCCGCUGUCCUCCGCCGGCCCCGCGUGGGAGGACGAUGGGUCAGCGCGGAAAAAGUGAAUGAGGGCGGCGGCGGCGGCGGCCGCAGCCAGCGCCUGACUCCGCCUGGCCGAGCACCGAGCACCGCGGCCCGCUGGCCCGCGGGUACCAUGGACGCGUCGGGCGCCUUGGUGGCCAAGCCCCCUACCGGGAGGAAGAUGAAGGCUCGUGCUCCUCCACCUCCUGGAAAGCCUGCCCCUCUGAGUGUUCAUGGGGAUCUGAGACCCCCCUGUGAUACAGCCCUCAGCUCACAACAGAACCUGAUCCACAUGAAGGAGGCACUACGAAACAGUACCCUGGACAUCACUGUGGUUCUGCCCAGUGGGCUGGAGAAGCAGAGUGUGGUCAAUGGAAGCCAUGCAAUGAUGGACCUAUUGGUCGAACUUUGCCUUCAGAAUCACCUGAAUCCUUCCCACCAUGCCCUUGAGAUCCGGUCUUCAGAAACCCAACAGCCUUUGAGUUUUAAGCCAAAUACUUUGGUUGGAACCUUGAAUGUGCACACUGUGUUUCUGAAAGAAAAAGUUUCCGAAGAGAAGGUUAAGCCUGGCCCACCUAAGGUGCCUGAGAAAUCUGUGCGUUUGGUAGUGAAUUACCUUCGGACACAAAAAGCUGUUGUGCGGGUGAGCCCUGAUGUGCCACUCCAGAAUAUUCUGCCAGUCAUUUGUGCAAAGUGUGAGGUCAGCCCAGAUCACGUGAUUCUGCUCAGGGACAAUGUUGCCGGAGAGGAACUGGAGCUGUCCAAGUCCCUGAAUGAGUUGGGGAUAAAGGAACUCUACGCUUGGGACAACAGGAGAGAAACAUUUAGAAAAUCAUCACUUGGCAAUGAUGAAACAGAUAAAGAGAAGAAAAAAUUUCUGGGAUUUUUCAAAGUUAAUAAAAGAAGCAGUAGCAAGGCUGAGCAGCUUGGGCAGUUGGGCCCUGACAGCGAUGAGGACACCUCAAAGUUGGCUUCGGGAAGGGGCAUGAACGGCUGCUUAACAACACCCAACUCCCCAUCAGUGCAUUCACGUUCCCUCACGCUGGGUCCAUCCCUCUCCCUGGGCAACAUCUCUGGGGUGUCUGUGAAGUCAGAGAUGAAGAAGCGCAGAGCCCCUCCUCCUCCAGGUGCUGGGCCACCAGUUCAAGACAAGGCAUCGGAAAAGAUGUCUCUGGGCUCACAGGUUGAUUUGCAGAAGAAGAAGCGGCGGGCACCAGCUCCACCUCCACCACAGCCACCACCACCAAGUCCCCUGCCACAGCCACCACCACCAAGUCCCCUGGUCCCCAACCGCAGGGAGGACAAGGAGGAGAACAGGAAGAGCACAGUGGGUGUUGGACGGCAGGUACCACAAAAGCCUCCCAGAGGCACUGCUCGGGGCCCACCUCAGCUAGUGCUUCCCCCGCCCCCACCAUACCCUCCUCCUGACACAGACGUAGUGGAGCCUCUCAGCUCACCCGGGGAAGGUGCUGGUUCCGAGGCCUCAGAGCUGAGACCCAAACUGAGCCUGCCCCUGGGUCCCAGUGGUCACUGCAGUGGGGAUGGAGUCCCACUGGUGCCAUCAGAGGCCGAGGAGACUGUGUCUGUUGGCAGCUGCUUUGCAUCAGAGGACACAACCGAGGACUCGGGGGUGAUGAGCUCCCCCUCAGAUAUUAUCUCUCUGGAUUCGCAACAUGACAGCUUGAAGUCCAAGGAUAAGUGGGCCACAGACCAAGAAGACGGCAGCGACCAGGACCUCAUGGGAACCCCGGAACUGGGCCCACAAAAGAGCCCCUCUUGGGAGAGAAAUGGCUGCAGGAACUCACAUCUGAGAUCUGAAAAAGCUACCAUAGUUUUAAAUAAUGAUGAAGAAUUAUUCACUGCUGGACAAUUCCAUAAAACCUUGGCAGAACUUGAUGAAGAACUGGAAGAAAUGGAAGAGAGUUAUGAAACAGACACCAGCUCACUAACCAGCUCUACAAAUGGUGUGUCCCACCACAGUGUGCAAGAUGCCAUCAUCCCUGACAGUGACGCAGAUACCAUCCCAGUGACAUUCAUCGGGGAAGUUUCAGAUGAUCCUAUAGAUUUGGAACUGUUUUCCAAUAGAAACAACAAUGCUGGUUCUUUUGACAUGGGAAAUGUUGCCAGCAGGAGAGCCCCCUGGGCCUCAUUUCAGGCCGAGCACAGCCAGCCUCAGGGAAGGACAGGGGAAGAAGUGCCUGACCCCUACACUCCUUCCCACGACCUCAGAAAGGGAACCCAAUCCAAUACCUCUCAAGAUGGGAAUUUCGUCGACACAGGGCCCAAGGUGACUUCUUUUGUUUCAAAACUUCAAAUAAAUGGCCUAAAUGCAAGGGAAAAAGGAAAAGGUCCUGUUCCAGCUUAUAGUGAGACAACGCGUCCUGUCCAGAGAGCGAGUUUACAGCCAACAAGUGAAAAGGAAAGCAACGAUAAAACCGAUAAAACCGCUGUCUCAGCACCACCAUCAUGGUAUCAGCAAGGCCAAACUCCGAGGGGAAGUUACGGACUGAAGUGCGGCCUCACUACCUAUAAAAUCGUUCCUCCCAAGUCAGAGAUGAAGUGCUACGACAGGGACGUGUCCCUCUCCAUGGGCGCCAUUAAGAUUGAUGAGCUGGGGAAUCUGGUGAGUCCCCAUGUGAACAGCAGCAGGACCAUACCCCUCUCAUCAUCUGUUAUUGAAACAGAAACUCAACCCAUUGGGAAAGUGAAGGAGUUCUGGAGGUGCAGCUCAUUGGAGAAGCAGCUGACCCAGCCCAAAGAUUGCUCAGCCAAGAGGACCACCACCACCACCACCACCACCAUGCCAGCCAAGCCACAGCCCAACAACAGACUCGAGGUAGCCCCAACGUUAACUGCACCCCAGCAGCAAGCUGACCCCCAAGAAUGCAGGACACACCUGGAAGAGGGGAGGAGCCGGCCACCCUCGGCACUCACUUGUCACAUGAAAGUGCCAGCAGGUAACACCACAGAAGUCACAUUCCUCAAGCCUCAGAGAAGAACAUCUAGCCAGUAUGUGGCCUCUGCCAUUGCCAAGCGGAUAGGACCCCCCAAAGUCCACAGUGAUGUACUGAGGCAGCACAAUAAUGAGGAAAAGUGUCAUGGGGACAGAGUACCAAAGCUUCCAGGAGAGCCUGUCACUGUGAAGCAUGACACAGCCCCCAAAGUGUACUCGGAGGCACAAAGACAUAGACAUGAGGCAAAGCAGCCUGACGUCAGCCUUCCCAGCAAUGCUGGGGGACAGUUAGCCGCGGGAGCCCAGCCUAGAGGGGAGGUCAGCAGCCCAUGUGGGAAGCUGUCUACUCAAGACUGUCCUGCCACUGUCCACAGAAGCUCCUGUUUCCCACUAGUCAGAUCUUCCCAGAAGGAUCAUGUUUCUGUGGGACAGAGCUGUGGUUUCAAUGAAAAGCAAGGCGCGAGUAACCAAAAGACCAGCUCAGCGUCUGACCCUGCGCUCACACUGGACAGGGUGCACCCGCCUCCUUCACGCCUGGCAGAUGCUCAGAGCUCCAGCAGGGCACUGGUGAAUGGCUCUACAGGGGCCCCAGGCAACAGCGAGCCUCCUCACUUUCCCAAAGUGUCCAGCACUAGUAGCCACAUCAUCCUAGAAAUGGAGCAAAAACCCAACUCAUUAUCUACAGAUGUGCAAGAAACAGAUGGUACCUUGCCACCCAGCAUUUUUGGGCCAAAGAAAAAAUUCAAACCUGUUGUCCAGAGGCCAGUUCCAAAAGAUACAUCCCUGCACAGUGCCCUGAUGGAAGCCAUCCAUGCUGCAGGAGGGAAGGACAAGCUCCGCAAGACUGCAGAACACACCAUGGAGGGAGGGCCAAAGAAACCGUCCUACACAGAGGCAGAGAGUGAGCGAUCAGCCCUGCUCGCAGCCAUCCGUGGGCACAGCGGUGCCCACAACCUGAGGAAGGUGUCCUCCUCUGCCUCUGAAGAGCUCCAGAGUUUUCGAGAUGCUGCACUCAGUGCACUGGGUGCAGAAAAUCCUCAGCAAGAAGACCAUGGCCUUCCACCCCCACCAGCCCUGCCACCUCCUCCCCCACCGACCUCCCAGGCUGCAUCAAGGACAGCUUCCAGGUUCAGCUCAGGCACCCUCAGCAACCCAGUGGAUGCCAGGCAAGCCUUGAUGGAUGCCAUCCGCUCUGGCACAGGGGCUGCAAGAUUGAGAAAGAGGACCUGGAAUGUACAGUUAGUACCCUCUAAACCCGUGUUCAGAUGUAACACAUGCACCUGUCCAGCACUUCAUUCCAUAAGCCUUUCCAGAGAACCAACCAGGGUCCAGUCACUAUGAGAGCUGCUCUCAGAGAAGGAUGAAUGAAGUAUCAUUGUGUCUGAAGAAGUUCUCAGCUAGAGAGAGACCCAUGAGAGUCUGGGCAGUGUUUAUAGUUGAACCGAGGAUGUUUUCAGAAGGUGCCCUUGCUCGUGUGAAUCACUGAGAAAAGUCAGAGAAUGACAGGAACCCACCUGUAAGACUCCCCCAAUCAUCACUCAAGGACUCCACAUGGCAAGGAACAUCACGAUUUGGUGUUAUUUUCUUGUCUACAGGCCAAAAUGCGUGCAGUUGAUUUUCAGUAUUCCUGCAUAAUGGUUCAAAGGAGAGGAAAAUGCUGCUUUGCUAUGCGGCUUGUGUGCCAAGGAAAUGUGUUUUGCCUCUGAAUACUUAAAGUUGCCAAUAAACUAUUCUUGUUGGCAGGUUAAUGGGAAUAUAAAUGCUGGAGCCCAGCGCUCACGCUUAAUUAGAUUUAUGAGCACAGUGAAAAGAAUCAUGGCUUAGAUUGAUUUUGGACCUUGGAGACUUUGACCACAUGUAGAUGGUUAAAAUCAUUGACUUGUUUAAAAUCUUUUGAAUUUUAGGGGGGGGAAUCCAUAAAUCAACAGAAGCAAUCUGAAUGUCAUAUGCCAUGUGAUGCUGUGUGUUUAGGGAGUAAGAAGAGAGUUGGGAGGCUUUUCCAAAGACGACUCGUGUUGGGUAAUAAAACUAUUCAAUUUUUAUUCCUCAAAUAUUUGAGGCUAAUACCUCAUAGAAGGUCUUAGACUGUGAUCUGACCAACUAAACUUUUUUUUUUUUUUGGGUGCUGGGGAUUGAACUUUGUGCAUAUGAGGUAAGCGCUCUACCAACUCAGCUGUAUCCCCAGCCCCAAUUAAACUUUUAAAAACCAACAGUUACUGCCUAGAAUAAUAAUCUUAAUUGUGUGGAGAGGGCACUUCCAAAUCCUCAAAGGUGGCAGGUAGCAGAGAUCAGAACAGUGUUGGAGGGAUGUGUCCCGUGUGGACAGCCAUCCCCAGCUGGCUAUGAAGUACAGCAGGUUGACCCCACCCCACACCCCUGGGGACCUGAGUAUGGAGCCUGAUGAUGUGGUCAGGAGCCUCCUGAAGUCCUGCAGAGCCCCCAGGAGCUAGGCUGUUGGGUACCUGAGUGUCACAGAGUGGAUCAAGGUUCUGCUUCAGAUUUCAUGAUUUGGAUGUGACCCUGAUGCUUUUCCCAACAGUUCAGUGGCUGCUCUUGUAUUAUAUUACAGUCCUCUUGCAGCACACGGUGCUCAGUCACCAGCAUUUAUAAAAAAUUUAAGCACAGCCGUAGUGUUUCACAUGUAUCUCUAAAACAUUUUAUUCAAUGAAGAAAAACAAGAGAUUAAUAGAUAUCAAGAGGAGUUCAUUUAAUAAAAAUCUCCUAGCGAAAAAAACAAGAUAUGAUGAAAUCAUUUUAAUGUUUCACAACUACUUCAGAUUCAGGCAUCAGGUAGAAUGGGAACUUUGCAUUGUCUGAUUAAUGUUGCUGAACUUUCUCAGUGAGGCAAGAACUACCAGCCAAUUGCUCUUAGUCACAGCUGUCCACUAUUUCUUUUAGUGCCACAAAUAAACAAAAGUCAAAUCAUA
This is a messenger RNA of Sciurus carolinensis (gray squirrel), 6039 nucleotides long. RefSeq names its product cordon-bleu WH2 repeat protein (gene Cobl). Lineage: Eukaryota; Metazoa; Chordata; Mammalia; Rodentia; Sciuridae. The record is from RefSeq and is a predicted model, not a curated record. The transcript has 16 exons. Gene Ontology annotation, cellular component: plasma membrane; perinuclear region of cytoplasm; terminal web. Gene Ontology annotation, biological process: actin filament network formation; actin filament polymerization. Bases 293 to 4453 code for a protein of 1386 amino acids. Gene Ontology annotation, molecular function: actin monomer binding.